CCGCGGCGGCUGCGCGGCGCCGCCACAUCCGGGCACUGGGGCAGGAUGAAUGCUCCUUUCCAAGAUGGCGGCGGAGGGAGGAGGGAAGGAGAUGAACGAGAUUAAGACCCAGUUCACCACCCGGGAGGGGCUGUACAAGCUGCUGAGCCACUCGGAGUACAGCCGGCCCAACCGGGUGCCCUUCAACUCGCAGGGCUCUAACCCGGUCCGGGUUUCCUUCGUCAACGUCAACGACCAGAGCGGUAACGGGGACCGGCUCUGCUUCAAUGUGGGCCGGGAGCUCUACUUCUACAUCUACAAGGGGGUCCGCAAGGCUGCGGACUUGAGUAAACCAAUAGACAAAAGGAUAUACAAAGGAACACAACCUACAUGCCAUGACUUCAAUCACUUAACAGCCACAGCAGAAAGUGUGUCUCUUCUAGUGGGCUUCUCUGCAGGCCAGGUCCAACUUAUAGACCCUAUUAAAAAAGAAACUAGCAAAUUAUUUAAUGAGGAAAGACUAAUAGACAAGUCCAGAGUAACCUGUGUAAAAUGGGUACCAGGUUCGGAAAGCCUUUUCCUAGUAGCUCAUUCCAGUGGCAAUAUGUACUUGUAUAAUGUGGAGCACACUUGUGGUACCACAGCCCCGCACUACCAGCUACUGAAACAAGGAGAAAGCUUUGCAGUUCACACUUGCAAGAGCAAAUCUACAAGAAACCCUCUGCUUAAAUGGACAGUAGGUGAGGGUGCCCUGAAUGAAUUUGCCUUUUCCCCAGAUGGGAAGUUCUUGGCGUGCGUAAGCCAGGAUGGUUUCCUGCGCGUGUUUAACUUCGAUUCGGUGGAAUUGCAUGGUACAAUGAAAAGCUACUUUGGAGGACUGCUGUGUGUGUGUUGGAGUCCCGAUGGGAAGUACAUAGUGACAGGUGGAGAGGAUGACUUGGUAACAGUUUGGUCCUUUGUGGACUGCCGAGUGAUAGCGAGAGGCAACGGCCAUAAGUCGUGGGUGAGCGUUGUGGCGUUCGAUCCGUAUACCACUAGCGUGGAAGAGAGUGACCCGAUGGAGUUCAGCGGCAGCGACGAGGAUUUCCAAGACCUUCACUUUGGCAGAGAUCGAGCAAAUAGCACGCAGUCCAGGCUAUCCAAAAGGAACUCUACGGACAGUCGUCCAGUAAGUGUUACGUAUAGAUUCGGUUCGGUAGGCCAGGACACGCAGCUCUGUUUGUGGGAUCUUACAGAAGACAUCCUCUUCCCCCACCAACCUCUCUCAAGAGCAAGGACACAUACAAACGUCAUGAACGCCACGAGUCCGCCCGCUGGAAGCGGCGGAACUAACCCGGGAAGUAACGGAAACAGUAUCACAACACCUGGAAACUCUGUACCCCCUCCUCUUCCACGGUCAAACAGCCUUCCACACUCUGCAGUCUCAAACGCUGGCAGUAAAAGCAGCGUCAUGGAUGGUGCCAUUGCUUCCGGCGUAAGUAAAUUUGCAACCUUAUCGCUACACGAUCGGAAGGAAAGACACCACGAGAAAGAUCACAAGAGAAAUCAUAGCAUGGGACAUAUAUCUAGCAAGAGCAGUGACAAACUGAACCUAGUUACUAAAACCAAAACGGACCCAGCUAAAACUUUGGGAACACCUCUCUGUCCCCGAAUGGAAGAUGUUCCCUUGUUAGAGCCUCUUAUCUGUAAAAAGAUAGCACAUGAAAGACUGACUGUGUUAAUUUUUCUUGAAGACUGUAUAGUCACUGCUUGUCAGGAGGGAUUUAUUUGCACAUGGGCAAGGCCUGGUAAAGUGGACUAGAGUAACAUGAAUUAGGAUACUCAUCAAACUUGUUUAAACUCAGAUUCAGUAAAACGUGGAUGUAUCUCGAUUCUCUCUGCCUGCCCGUCGAGUAGGAGCUGGGGCAGAGCGUUGUCGUUGCCUCUAGGACUCUACAGGAGCUCUUUCCUCGGCAGACACUGGUGCAAGGCACGUUCUUCAUUCCAGCUUCAGAUCUGACGUGUAAUGAGCGCUGAAUUUCCAGCCCUGAGGAUGUGGCUCACUUGGAUGGCUCGAGCGCUUUCUGUCUAGAAAAACUCUGUCUAGCCUAGAACCAAAUCGUCUGAACUAAAAGUAAACUAACCUACAGCUUGGGCUGCAAGCUUUCUUGGAACUAAUUUAGGCCAAGGCUUAACAAGGCUGCCCUUCAAUCGGAGAGGACUGGGGAUUGCCACCCUGGCAGCAGCGGUUCUGCGUUAAUGGGUGGCCGAAGGAGCCAUGCACAUGACGUUUACUGAAGUGUUUCUGAGGCACUUUCGAGAGAGAUCAGUGAAGAUGUUAGUUACUUUACACCCAGUCUAACUGAGGUAGGACUCUCUCUGUCUUAGGCAAAAGUCCUCUAGGCUAAAGCUGAGGAAAUCAUCUUUCUCACAUGAACUUGAGAACUUUCUGGUACUUCAGAAGGUGUUGAUUGACCGCUAUGAUGGUCUGUAUGUGUAACAUGUGUGUAUUUAACAGCGGGUACCAACGGAGGAACAAAACGAACCCCAUCCUGAAAGCUGCUGGGAACAUGCAGUUACAGCAAACAAUGUGCAAGAACUGGUCAGUCAAGCCCAACGCUCAAGUCAGUGUGAGCGUGAACCAAACUGAACUUGCCCAGGUCCUGUGGGCAGCGAAGGCCCUUCGGCAGAUGCCGUCCUGGAGCGUGACGGUGGCACCUCCCUUGUCUCCAGUUAAUGACGUUGCACAAACCUUUCAAGGAAAUAACCUGCAUGAUCACAGUACUCUCUGGGUUUUGAAGCUGGGGUUUAGGGUUUAUUGUCAUCCCAAAACCAGGCCAAUUCUCCAAGUGGAACUGUAGUAU
Messenger RNA from Colius striatus (speckled mousebird), 2822 nucleotides. It is a transcript of the gene WDR20, whose product is annotated as WD repeat domain 20. The coding region runs from base 50 to 1780 and encodes 576 amino acids. NCBI's taxonomy places the organism in Eukaryota, Metazoa, Chordata, Aves, Coliiformes, Coliidae. The record is from RefSeq and is a predicted model, not a curated record. The transcript is spliced from 5 exons. Gene Ontology annotation, molecular function: protein binding.